GACAAGAACAUGUAACAUAUUUCCAGCAGAUUGCCCUGUUAGUACUUAGAUAGCUUGAAGACAUCACCAUGGCAACAGCUACAUCAGACUCACCAGCCAGUGAGGUUUAUGAUGAACGGUCAGCCAUUAAGAGUUCGUUUCCUGGUGCUGACACCACAGAAGGUCAAGGGUCAUCAAGAAGUAAAUCACGGUUUCCAUGGUUAUCAGUAUUUAAAUGCUGGUAUUUUCCAAAGAGAUAUCUAGUGGCAAUUAUGGCAUUCUUUGGAUUUGCCAAUAUCUACGCCUUGAGAGUAAAUCUGAGUGUAGCUAUUGUUGCCAUGACGAGGAACAGGACAAUUCACUUGGGUGACAAUAUUACAGUGCACAGUCUUCCGGAUUUUGACUGGAGUUUGCAGCUUCAAGGCUACAUCCUGUCGUCAUUCUUCUUUGGUUACAUUGUCACUCAGCUGCCUGGAGGAUUUCUGUCCAACCAGUUUGGAGGGAAGUACUUGUUUGGCGGCGGCAUCUUUGCAACAGCAGUACUGACAUUGUUGACCCCGGCCUGUGCAACAAUCAGUGUGUAUCUGUUGAUCAUCGUCAGACUGGCAGUGGGUCUGUUUGAGGGUGUAACUUACCCCUCGAUCCAUGCCCUCUGGUCCAAGUGGGCACCUCCCAUGGAGAAGACCAAGCUGGCAACCUUUGCAUUUGCAGGCUCUUACUUUGGAACUGUGUUUGCUCUGCCCGUGUGUGGAGCACUUGCAGAAAGUGCAGCAGGCUGGCCUGCCAUCUUUUACUUGUUUGGUUCAAUUGGCAUCAUGUGGUUCUUGAUGUGGUGCAUUCUGAUAUACGACAGUCCAGCCAAACAUCCCACCAUAAGUGCUGGUGAGCGGGAAUACAUUGAGCAGUCGAUCGGAUACUCAGAUGAACAGACACGGCGUAUUUACCCACCCUGGUCGAAGAUGCUGCUGUCUGUUCCGGUCUGGGCCAUUGUGGCUGCUCAUUUUGCCGAAUGGGGAUUCUAUACCUGGUUGACAGAGUUACCUACCUUUAUGAGUAAUGUCCUUCACUUUAGACUAGAUAUGGGAGGGUUCAUGUCUGCUGUCCCGUACCUGGUGAUGGGCCUCGUCGUUCUCACUAGCGGCUGUCUGGCUGAUCUUCUUCGUGGAACCGUCGGCGUGCCAACUGGAAUUGUUCGAAAACUCUUCACAUGUGGAGCAUUUGCUAUUCAAGCAAUUUUCAUGGUUGCCGCCGGUUAUCUGACAAGCCCGGUUGCUGUGCUAACGUGCCUGACGGUUGCAGUGGGCCUCGGUGGGUUUGCAUGGUCCGGUUUCAGUGUCAACCACCUGGACAUCGCCCCACAGUACGCUAGCAUCCUGAUGGGUCUGUCAAACACAUUCGCCACCAUCCCUGGCAUGGUCAGCCCCAGUCUGACCGGCGCAAUCGUCAAGGACAAGACGGAUGCUAGUGAGUGGCAGGUGAUCUUUUACCUUGCUGCUGCCAUUUACACAGCUGGUGCCAUCAUAUACGGCAUCUUCGCAUCGGGCGUCAAACAGAAGUGGGCAGAAAUGCCGAUGGGCUACCAGCCCCACAUUGAUGAGGAUCCCGAACAAGAAUAGACAGAUGAACCUAACGACGCUGUUACCUCCCCUACCUGGCUCAUGUUCCUAUUCCCGUUGAUGUCCCAAAACACAAAUAUUAACAACUCCUUGUUGGUGGUUUCCCUGCAUUGUGACAGUGUUGUGUGGUGGGUUAAGUGUCUUUCAGUAUCGAUCAGCUGUCUGUUCAAAUCAAUGCUUGCACUACUGUAACAGAAAAAAUCAACCUCAACUGAGGGAAUUUGAAUCAGAGACCCUCAGUGUGAGAAUCCAGCACUCUACCAACUGAGCUAAUAGGGAAAUUCCCACUAACUACUGCCAGUAGGAACACUUUAUACCAACACUACUACAUACAAUACAAAUAAAGCUACGUCACGGAGCUGUGGGCCAUGGACUGUUGAAAUAUUACAAGUCCUGACUGGGUUAUAAUUGUAGUCUAUGUGUUAAGAACACACCCAGUCCCUACGUUGGCUCCAAAUGUAACAGAAAAAUCAAUCUCCACUGAGGGGAUUUGAACCAGAGACUGUCAGUGUGAGAGUCGAGCGCUGUACAAACUGAGCUACAUACAAUCCUACCAUCCAUACGUUUUCUUCCAUUCAAAAAUCCACCAGUUCAAAUCUCUACACUAAAUUUUACCAAUCAUUUCUCAUUCGCUAAUAAGCUGAAGAAACGUUUUUAUUGUCUGUGUUCAGAGACCAUUGUCUGAUGUUUUUGAGUCGUUUGUUUUCGUAUUUUUGUUUUGUUGUAACUAUUACAAAUCAAUAUUGAUUUAAACAAAUACAG
Messenger RNA from Gigantopelta aegis, 2357 nucleotides. RefSeq names its product vesicular glutamate transporter 1-like. Gene Ontology annotation, cellular component: plasma membrane. Gene Ontology annotation, molecular function: transmembrane transporter activity. Gene Ontology annotation, biological process: transmembrane transport; monoatomic anion transport. The record is from RefSeq and is a predicted model, not a curated record. Lineage: Eukaryota; Metazoa; Mollusca; Gastropoda; Neomphalida; Peltospiridae.